This is a messenger RNA of Brachypodium distachyon (stiff brome), 1691 nucleotides long. Its product is annotated as glutamate-1-semialdehyde 2,1-aminomutase, chloroplastic. NCBI's taxonomy places the organism in Eukaryota, Viridiplantae, Streptophyta, Magnoliopsida, Poales, Poaceae. The record is from RefSeq and is a predicted model, not a curated record. The transcript is spliced from 3 exons. Gene Ontology annotation, biological process: tetrapyrrole biosynthetic process. Gene Ontology annotation, cellular component: chloroplast. Gene Ontology annotation, molecular function: transaminase activity; pyridoxal phosphate binding; glutamate-1-semialdehyde 2,1-aminomutase activity. Bases 72 to 1490 code for a protein of 472 amino acids.
AAUUUUCUUAUCCCCUUUCUAUCUUCUUCUUCCUCUCCACGCAUACUUCUUCCUGCCUCGAGGAAGCGGUCAUGGCCGGAGCAGCAGCAGCCGCCGUGGCCUCCGGGAUCUCGAUCCGGCCGGCAGUUGCGCCUAAGUCCUCGCUCGCUCCCCGCGGUAGGUCGAUGGUGCGGGCCGCCGUCUCCGUCGAGAAGGGCGCGAGUGCGUACACGGUCCAGAAGUCCGAGGAGAUCUUCAACGCCGCCAAGGAAUUGAUGCCUGGCGGCGUUAAUUCACCAGUCCGAGCCUUUAAAUCAGUUGGCGGGCAGCCCAUAGUCUUUGAUUCUGUAAAGGGUUCUCAUAUGUGGGAUGUUGAUGGCAAUGAAUAUAUUGAUUAUGUUGGAUCCUGGGGUCCUGCAAUCAUUGGUCAUGCAGAUGAUACGGUGAAUGCUGCACUGAUUGAAACUCUGAAGAAGGGAACUAGCUUUGGUGCUCCAUGCGCAUUGGAGAAUGUGUUAGCUCAGAUGGUUAUCUCUGCCGUGCCAAGCAUCGAAAUGGUCCGUUUUGUAAAUUCAGGGACAGAAGCCUGCAUGGGAGCACUCCGCCUUGUACGUGCAUUCACUGGGAGGGAAAAGAUCCUCAAGUUCGAGGGCUGUUACCAUGGCCAUGCAGAUUCCUUCCUUGUUAAAGCUGGCAGUGGUGUUGCCACCCUUGGCCUCCCAGACUCCCCUGGAGUUCCCAAAGGAGCAACCGUUGGAACUCUAACGGCACCGUACAAUGAUGCUGAGGCAGUAAAAAAAUUGUUUGAGGAUAACAAAGGUGAGAUUGCUGCAGUCUUCCUUGAGCCGGUUGUCGGCAACGCUGGCUUCAUUCCUCCAAGUCCUGCUUUCUUGACUGCUCUUCGUGAGUUGACCAAACAAGACGGUGCACUUCUGGUCUUUGAUGAAGUGAUGACUGGUUUCCGUUUAGCGUAUGGUGGGGCUCAAGAGUACUUUGGGAUCACCCCUGAUGUGACAACCUUGGGGAAAAUUAUUGGUGGUGGUCUUCCGGUUGGUGCUUAUGGUGGGCGGAAGGACAUCAUGGAGAUGGUUGCUCCAGCAGGGCCGAUGUACCAGGCAGGAACCCUCAGUGGAAACCCUCUAGCUAUGACUGCUGGAAUCCACACGCUCAAGCGUCUGAUGGAGCCUGGCACCUAUGAAUACUUGGACAAGAUAACCGGCGAACUUGUCCGUGGGAUAUUGGAUUCGGGCACUAAAACAGGGCACGAGAUGUGUGGAGGACACAUCAGAGGAAUGUUCGGGUUCUUCUUCGCUGGUGGCCCGGUUAACAACUUUGACGAUGCCAAGAAGAGUGACACAGCAAAGUUUGGGAGGUUCCACCGUGGAAUGCUCGAAGAAGGUGUGUAUCUUGCGCCCUCGCAGUUCGAGGCAGGUUUUACCAGCUUGGCACACACACCCCAGGACAUCGAGAAGACGGUGGAGGCUGCAGAGAAAGUUCUUCGACGGAUAUAGGCAAUUCUUCCGGCAAACUUGUUGAAGUGUCCCCUUGUGUUGUACUCUGAUAUAGUUCUACGCCGUGGAAGUUCAGUUUUGUAUUGUAUUGUAUUGUGCAGCAGCAGUACAUUGAUCUCUAGACCAUUUCGUUCUUUCUGAAUUACAGUAGUAGCACUCUUUUUGCACUGGCAAUAAAACUCCGUCCUACAACCUGGAUUA